Molecule: messenger RNA, 991 nt
Organism: Eleginops maclovinus (Patagonian blennie)
Lineage: Eukaryota; Metazoa; Chordata; Actinopteri; Perciformes; Eleginopidae
Exons: 3
Coding region: 263-886 (207 amino acids)
Source: RefSeq, a predicted model, not a curated record
GACCUCAUGACACGUGGAAAAUAAAGUAAUAUACAUACACACAUUGAAAGUACACAUACAAAAUAGUCACUUGAAGUUGGUUUUAAUCAUUAUGAUAGAGAAAUUGAGUUUGUACGGCCUUUUAAAAGUGCGAUUUUUGCGAUCUGCUACCGACCUUCCUAUUAGUCAGUCACAUGACCUAUGACGUACACUCCGGAACGGCUCCUUGGUCAAGACACUAUCCCACCUGUCACUCACGACUAUCCUGACACCUGUCAACAACAUGGAUUCUGACAACUCCGAUUCAUCCUCGGAUCCUGACACAUUUUUCGAAGUGGCAGAGUCCGACCCAAUGCUGGAGGACAAUGUGAGGGGCGUUAUGCCCUAUAGAUACGAGCCAUACUUGGAUGAGUUGGAGCCACAGGGUUCUACGGAAAGUUCGGAUGGCGAGGCAGAAGGCGCUGUUGGUGGUGCUGCUGUGGCAGACGGUCGGAUGCCUAUGGAUUUUGGCAGACUACAGCACGUGGAAUGGUGUUCUUGUGGGAGAUGUGAGCCAAUGCCACUGGUAGUGGAGUCGGUGUGCUGCCGCGAACAGUCAAGAGUGUGCGAGAGGAGAGAGGAGGAGGGAGCAGACACCCGCUGCAUCACAGAACAUUCUGGCUUUGAGCCAGUUUGUCUGAAUCUGCAUGUUCUGCGCACCGCACAUUUCCACUAUCGGCAAGAAUACGGGGAUGUAGAGGGAAACGAGUGGAAGAGGUACACUGGAUACAGACAGUUUGUGCGAUGGUGCUACGAGUACCUGGGAAGACAUGUCAGGGUCCCCAUACCUUCCUGUGUGGUGUGGUGUAUCCGGAGAACUUUUCCCUCCAUUGAUUACAGGGGGUUCCAGGACACCAACAGCCCGUGAUGAUACAUGUAUGCUGUUAACUUGUUAAUUUUGUUUUUUUAGUUUAAAUACAUGAGUUUGUAAAUACAUGAAAAUGAAUGUCAAUACAUGAUACCUCUGGCUUCA